AUGGGGGGCUCUGAAAAGCCCCACUGCGGCUUCCCCGAGCAGUCGCUGCAGCACCACUUGCGGGCGCUGCUGAACGCGGGCCACAAGGCCGUGGUGGUGGAGCAGCUGGAGACUCCCAAGGAGCUGCAGCGCCGCCGCAGCAGCAGCAGCAGCAGCAGCAGCAGCAGCAGCAGCAGCAGCAGCAAGACUGUCCUCCGCAAGCCCACCCAGAUCCUCACUGCGGGCGCAGUAGAGGCCCCAGAAAUGCUGCCUCCGGAGGCCCGCCUCAUGCUCGUUCUUGCUGUCUCCACGGACCCCGCGGACCUCCCGCAGCAGCAGCAGCAGCAGCAGCAGCAGCAGCAGCAGCAGCAGCAGCAGCAGCAGGAGGGCUGCUGCAGCUACGGGGCGGCGCUGGUGGACGUGUCGACGAACAAAGUGUACUUGGAGACAGGCCGCGACAGCAGCAACUGGAGACAGCUGCGGGGACUGCUGGGAAAGGCGCAGCCCGUGGAGAUAGUCUUUGCUGCUGCUGCGCUGCCGCCGCUGCUGCUGCUGCUGCUGAAGAGACUCCCGUGUCUCCCGCAGCUGUCUCCGCUGCCGGAGUUCCCCGACGCGCUGCGCGCGCAGCAGCUCCUCGACACCUACGUCCGCCCGCGCUGCAGCAGCAGCAGCAGCAGCAGCAGCAGCAGCAGCAGCAGCAGCGGGUGCGCGUACUGCGUGCGGGAGUGCGAGAGAAGCCCGUGUCUGCUGCGGGCAGUGGGGGGCCUCUGCGAGUACAUGCAGCAGCUGCUGCUGCAGCAGAAGCUGCUGCCAGUGGCCAGCUUCGCGCCUGUCUCCGACUCCAAGUGUCUCCUUUUUCUGGAAGCAAAAGCGCUGCAGCAGCUCGAGCUGCUGGCGAGCCAAGAAGGAGACCCCACACGUUCGCUGCUGGGGUGUAUAGACACCACGGCGACUGCGGGGGGCCGCCGGCUGCUGCGGCGGUGGCUGGUGGCGCCGCUGCGGUGUACAGACACCCUGGAGCGCCGCCUGGACGCCGUGGGGUGGCUGCUGCAGCAGCAGCAGCAGCUGCUGCUGCAGCAGCUGCGCUGCAGCGCAGCACGCCUCCCCGACGUCGAGAGACAAGCGGCCCGCUGCCUCGCGCAGCAGCAGCAGCAAAGGAGACAGGCAAUUUACUUCGACGAUGUUCACCAAAAGGCCCUCAAGGCCUUCCGCAGUCUCCUCGACUCUUUCGAACAAAUGCAGCAAAUCGCCCGUCUCCUCGUCCAGCAGCUCCGCAAACAAAGCCCCCAAGCAGCAGCAGCAGCAGCAGCAGCAGCAGCAGCAGCAGCAGCAGCAGCAGCAGCGGGGGGCGCGGAGGCGCGGCGGGACGCCCCCGCAGCAGCAGCAGCAGCAGCGGCGGAGGCUGAGGAGCCCGCGGCAGCAGCGGUGCCCGCUGCUGUGGCGGGGCCUGCAGCAGCAGCAGCAGCAGCAGCAGCAGCAGCAGCAGCAGCAGCGGGGGAACUCUGGCCGCAGCGGCUCUGGGAGCUCUGCGCGAGCCCCGAAGAAGGCGGCAGCUUUCCUUUGCUGCUGCAGCACUGCAGCAAACUCAAGGCCCUUUUGUGUCUCCAGCCAGACGGCAACAUUGCCCCAGUCAAGGGUUUGGUCCCGGAGUACGAUUCUGCUUCUGCUUCUAUAGCGAAGUGCCGCAGCCAGCUGGAGGAAAUCCUCGAGCAGCUGCAGCAGGAAGCAGGCAUGAGCUUGAAGUACAGCCACACCAAAUUCAAGUACGAAGUGGAGUGCCCGGAGAACAUUUCCAAAGAAACCCUCCGUCGCCUCGACGCCGACAUUACCUCCUCAAGAAAAGGGUUUAUCCGCUUCCGGACGCCAGCAAUUUGCGAGCUUGUUGACCAGCUUGAGGACUUUGAGUUGGAACUAAACGACUCCUUUUAUCCCUUUCGCUGCCGCCUCAUGAAACAAUUUGCUGAGGUGUACAACGAGGUCUUUGCGGUGUCUGUACACUGCAUCAACGAACUCGACGUGCUGCAGAGCCUCGCCACUUUCGCCCUCACCCACCCAGGGCCGGGAAUGACGAGGCCGAAACUGCUGCGCCCACACCCGAUGGCCGAGAAGCUGUCGGAAAACUUUGUCCCGAACGACGUGCUGCUGAAUGUGCCUGACAGCUACUGCAGCAGCAGCAGCAGCGACAGCAGCAGCAGCAGCAGCAGCAGCAGCAGCAGCAAAACACGCUUGCUGCUCAUUACUGGGCCCAACAUGGGGGGCAAGAGCACUUUGCUGAGACAGACGGCCCUGUGCGUCAUUUUGGCGCAGAUAGGAUCGUAUGUCCCAGCCUCGGAGUGCGUCUUAACUCCCGUGGACAGGAUUUUCUGUCGGCUGGGCGCCGAAGAUUUUAUUCUGCAGGGCAGCAGCACUUUCUUUGUGGAGCUGUCGGACAUCGCGGAACUCACUACCUACGGCACGCGGUACUCGCUGGCCUUAAUAGACGAACUCGUUUGA
This is a messenger RNA of Eimeria necatrix, 2472 nucleotides long. Its product is annotated as DNA mismatch repair protein, putative. The transcript has 9 exons. The record is from RefSeq and is a predicted model, not a curated record. NCBI's taxonomy places the organism in Eukaryota, Apicomplexa, Conoidasida, Eucoccidiorida, Eimeriidae. Gene Ontology annotation, molecular function: mismatched DNA binding; ATP-dependent DNA damage sensor activity; ATP binding. Bases 1 to 2472 code for a protein of 823 amino acids. Gene Ontology annotation, cellular component: MutSalpha complex; nucleus. Gene Ontology annotation, biological process: mismatch repair.